AAUAGUAACUUAUCUGCACUGCACUAUGCAUCAUUUUUGGAAAUUUAUACAGCAGCCAGACGGUCCACUCAGCAUUCACUUCCCUGUUGGGCACGCGGUGAAGCACGUGAUCCUUUUAUGCGCUCUGAUCGGUUACUUCCGACUUAGAUGAUGAAGGUCAAACCCUAAUCUCUAUUAAUUAUAAUCCAAGCCAUAUGGACAUCGGAAAGUAGACGGGCUAUAUUAGUGCUCUGUUGUUUAGUACGUUAACAGGCGGGGAGAAAAAUCUAGCAAAAUAAACGUGGCUGUCCUGAACUGGAUUCAUUGUCCCAUUUCAUCGAAUGCAUGCCCGAUUGUACAGUUAAUGUGUCUAGUCUUGCCAGGAGAUCAAAUAAUCAAAAGACGAACUGUUAGCGGUGAUUCAGGAUGGCAGAAGCUCAUCAGGCUGUGGCCUUUCAGUUCACUGUCGGCCCUGAUGGCAUUGACCUCCAGCUCAGUCAUGAGGCUCUUCGGCAGGUCUACCUCUCCGGAAUUCACUCCUGGAAGAAGAAGUUUGUUCGCUUUAAGAAUGGGAUUUUGAAUGGGGUUUACCCAGGAAGCGCACCAGGGUUCGUGCUGGUGCUGGCGGGGUACUUGGGAAGAGCACAUUAUUUAAAAGUGGACCCUUCCUUGGGCCUGUUCGUCAAACUUGGCAAACUUGUCCCAGUCAGUAGGUACAUGUCUACACAAAAGCAGAUGUUAGUUGGAGGUGUCAUGGUGGGCACUGGUCUGUGGAUUGCCAUCAUAUACAGCAUGAGGACUGUCCUGAAGGGUCUGCUGUCCUGGCAUGGCUGGAUGUUUGCUCCCCGUGGCAAAAUUACCUGUCAAAUUCGGCUAUGGCUGGUCCUAGUGAAGAUUUUUUCUGGCAUGCAGACACCAAUGCUCUACAGCUUCCAGAACUCUCUCCCUAAUUUACCUGUGCCAUCUGUGAAGGAGACCAUGAGAAGUUAUCUUGAAUCAGUUCGGCCACUGCUGAGCAAUGAGGAACACCAAAGAAUGCAGAGCCUUGCACUUGAUUUUGAGAAGAACCUUGGACCUAAACUUCAGUGGUACCUCAAGCUGAAGUCUUGGUGGGCCACCAAUUAUGUCAGUGACUGGUGGGAAGAAUAUAUCUAUUUGAGAGGUCGUGGGCCAAUCAUGGUUAACAGCAACUAUUAUGUAAUGGACUUUCUUUACGCCUUUCCUACACAUCUGCAAGCAGCAAGAGCCGGCAACAUCAUUCAUGCGAUCAUGCUUUACAGGAUGAAUCUGGACCGGGCUCAAAUGAAACCGUUAAUGCUUCAAAACACCAUCCCUAUGUGCUCGUCCCAGUAUGAGCGCAUGUUCAACACCAGUCGCAUCCCAGGCAUAGAAACAGACACAGUUCAGCACAUGUCUGACAGCAGGCAUAUUGUGGUGUUUCACCGAGGCCGUUACUUUAAAGUGGGGAUGUUUUAUGAUGGGCGGUUACUUUUGCCACGGGAGAUAGAGCAGCAGAUGGAGAAGAUAGUGGCUGACGCGUCAGAGCCACAGCCUGGAGAGGAAACCCUCGCUGCCCUCACCGCAGGGGACAGAGUGCCUUGGGCGUGUGCCCGUAAUGCCUACCUCAGACACGGCAAGAACAAGAAGUCUCUGGAUGCUGUGGAGAAGGCCGCUUUCUUUGUUACACUGGAUGACACAGAGCAGCGCUAUGACCAAGCAAACCCUGUGGAGUCCCUUGACCGUUACGCUAAAUCGCUGCUCCAUGGGAAGUGUUAUGACAGGUGGUUUGAUAAGUCCAUAAACUUAAUUAUCUUCAAGAAUGGAACCAUUGGCCUUAAUGCAGAACAUAGCUGGGCUGAUGCUCCUGUUGUUGGCCACCUCUGGGAGCAAGUGCUCUCGAUGGACCCUGUUAAGUUGGGCUACACAGCAGAUGGCCACUGUAAAGGAGAACCUCACCAUAAUCUUCCUGGACCUCAAAGACUCCAGUGGAAUAUCCCAACUGAGUGCCAAACUAUGAUUGCCAACUCUUUGUCUGUGGCCAUGGCUUUGGCUGAUGAUGUGGACUCUCACAUCAUCCCCUUUAGUGACUUUGGGAAAGGCCUGAUCAAGAAGUGCAAGAUCAGUCCUGAUGCCUUCAUUCAGCUAGCAUUGCAGCUGGCCCAUUAUAGGGACAAAGGAAAGUUUUGCCUGACGUAUGAGGCGUCCAUGACACGUUUAUUCAGAGAAGGCCGUACAGAAACUGUGCGCUCCUGCACCAUGGAAUCCUGUGCUUUUGUCCGUGCCAUGAUCAACAACAAAACGAGAGAAGAGAAACUUCAUUUACUAACCCAGGCGGCUGAAAAACACCAGCAAAUGUAUAGGCUGGCAAUGACUGGUCAGGGCAUUGACCGCCAUCUCUUUUGCCUCUACGUAGUGUCUAAGUACCUUGGACAGGACUCCCCAUUCCUCAAGGAGGUGUUGUCAGAGCCUUGGAAACUCUCCACUAGUCAGACUCCUUUGCAGCAGGGGGAGCUGUUUGAUCUGGUGAAUAACCCAGAGUAUGUUACCAGUGGAGGAGGAUUUGGACCGGUUGCAGAUGAUGGUUAUGGUGUGGCCUAUGUUAUUAUCGGUGAAAAGCUCAUCAAUUUCCACAUCUCUUCCAAGCAUUCUAGUCCAGAAACGAUGCGCUCACUGAUACUCUUCAUUCUGUCAUUGUGCAUGUUCGCAUCCCCCGUAGCAGCGACGGAGACCCUUUGCGGUGCAGAACUAGUGGAUACUCUUCAGUUCGUAUGCGGAGAAGAUGGGUUUUAUAUCCGUAAACCGAACAGAUUAAAUGUCCGCCGUUCUCAGAGUGGAAUAGUGGAAGAAUGCUGCUUUCGGAGUUGCGAGCUGCGUCUCCUGCAGCAGUACUGUGCCAAACCUGUGAAGUCAGAGCGAGAUGUUUCCUCCAGCUCGCUGCAGGCCUUCCCAGCAUCGCAGGCUCUUCACAAGGACAUCUCAGAAGGGCCGCUUGGUGUGAAGUAUUCCAAAUAUGAAGUAUGGCAAAGAAAUGCUGCCCAGAGGUUAAGGAGAGGAGUCCCAUCCAUCCUGCUCGCCAGAAAGUUUAGGAGGCAAAUGGAAAAACUUCAAGAUGAGGAGCAAGCCCGUUUCCACCGGCCCCUCAUGACCCUCCCCGACAGACACCCUACAAUCCGCCCACAGAUCCAGAUCAACACGUCACACAAAUGAUGGCCAGCUUUCCCAAAUGGGAACAAACAAGGGAUUAUAGCCAAGUCUUGGUCAGUAGAGGCACUUUUUUCAUGAAUCAUACCACUCGCCCACAGUCUUUCUCAAAUCUAGAUUAUGAACACUCUGUGUGUUAUCAGCCUUCGAAACACUAGAAGUUAACAUUGAAAAUGAAUGUAAUGGGACAAGAGAGAAUGCAGUCUUGAUGAAUAUCAUGGGGAUGCACAAAACUGAUGCUGAGGAAGCUGCCAGAAUGCAAAUGUCAAAAGUCUGCCGUCUGCAAGAGCAUUUAUGGUUCUGUCUUGCUUGCAUCCUAUCUUAAAUGUCAUAUUUUAAGGAAUGAGUAUAUUGAGUUUAGAUUUCUUUACCUGCACCUUUAAAAUACCACACCUGUGGCAUAAAGACAGAAGAAAAGUAGGGAAAAUGUUGGCUGGCUGUGCAAAGCCAAGGACUGAUGUUAACAGCACUAUUUUUUAUGAACAUUGUGGUGCUAACUUGGACUCUAAAGGAGUUUGCGAAAGAGUUUUUCCGUUUUAGGAAAAAAGCAAAAAACAAGAUUGUAUUCAAAAGACAAUUCAGUAAGACUGGUUGUUUGGAGAUAAGCUCAACCAGGAAAAACUGUAUCUAUGCUUGGCUGUUCAAGAUCCAUAAUCUGUGCCCUGGAGAAUGAAGGUGAAGCCUUUUCUAUCAAACAAUAUAUCGUUGCAAUGGAAGGCAGAAAACAUUGCAAAAAUAUCAGUCUGAUAUCAUAUCUGAGGACAUCUGCAAUCAAGUCAUCUUGGACUUUGGGUGUCACAUAUUGUAUCCAUAACAUUACUGUUUCCAGUCUGAGUUUCUGCCUUUUUAUCUUUGCAAAUCCUGUUAUUUAGACAGCAUUUUACACAUAUACACAAAAGAAUCAAACAAUCUUUUUAAAGGGAAAGUAAGCAAUAACCUUUUGCAUAUUUUCAACAUACAAUCAUAGUAUUCCAUUGCUUUUGUUUUAAAAAAUACUUGAAUAUGUAUGAAUAGUCUCAUAAGAUGUUGACAGUGACCAUAGUAUAACCAGUGUUGCAAAUUGAGCCACCAAACAUUUCAUGUAAUAAAUGUAAUGGCACUGUAUCAAGGCAUUAUUUAUUUUGAUGAAACCCAUAAAAUUCAGUCCCAAUGAAAUAUUACAUGCACAACUGACAGUUUUUUCUUGUAUAUUAUCUAUUUUAGUUUUUCUGCUUAUGUAUGUAAAUGAUGUGUACCAAAAAAAAAGGUUGUCUCCUUUUUUAAGUAAAGUCAAUGGAAGCUUCUAAA
Molecule: messenger RNA, 4467 nt
Organism: Carassius carassius (crucian carp)
Lineage: Eukaryota; Metazoa; Chordata; Actinopteri; Cypriniformes; Cyprinidae
Product: carnitine O-palmitoyltransferase 1, liver isoform-like
Exons: 23
Coding region: 406-3186 (926 amino acids)
Biological process (GO): carnitine metabolic process; fatty acid metabolic process
Cellular component (GO): extracellular region; mitochondrion
Molecular function (GO): growth factor activity; hormone activity; carnitine O-palmitoyltransferase activity
Source: RefSeq, a predicted model, not a curated record